AUGCAGCCUGUAUAUCGGACUGCAUCUCGGGCCACGGACACAGUUUUCUCCUAUUUCUCGAGCUCUGUGCCACCUGAAUCGCCCCCUUACCGACGUGGCCCUGGUCAAGCCAGACAAGGCAGUGAAGAUGCUAUCGAGAGCGAAUACCGUGGUCAAUCUCAGUACUCUCCAUCUAUUGCUAGCUCGAGGCCUAGUACCGCUUUGAUAACAGGUUCGACAACCACUUCUCGUCCGACAACUCCCUCGCGCCGCUCUCGAAGUGGUGCCACGCCUUCUAUCCUUGGGCAGAGUGAAUCCCACGAUGUCGUGUGCGCAGUGAGCGAAGCACGUAGCGUCGCUCCCACUGUGGGUAUUGCUACAGUCAACUUGUCUCUCGGUGAAGCUACGCUCAGCCAGAUUUGUGACAACCAAUCUUACGUGAAGACGAUCCACAAGCUUCAGCUAGCCUCACCUUCUCGCAUAGUCUUCAUGCCCUCAGCCUGCUCCCCGAACGAGCCAAGCACAUUUUUCACUCUUGUUCAGCGACUGAUACCCGAGGCGGAACUGUCCUCUCAUGAUCGCUCGGCCUGGUCGGAAUCCGCGGGCGUGGAAUUCAUAGAACACCUCGCCCCCGAGGGUGAUGUUGGACCAAUCAAGGUGGCUAUUCAUGGCAAAUACUACGCUGUCUGUUGUUUCUCUGCCGCCAUGAAAUAUAUCGACCACCAGUUUAGCAUCAGCUUCUCUCCACAGUCACUGCGCAUCCGGUACCAGCCUUCCGAAGACACAAUGAUGAUAGACAUAUCCGCUAUGCAAUCAUUGGAGGUGAUGCGAAACCUCAAGUCUGCAAAGUCAAAAGAAUGCCUGUUUGGGCUGUUGAAUCACACGCUCACCCCAAUGGGCUCCCGUGUCCUUCGGAACAAUAUGCUGCAGCCCCCAACCGAUUUUGACGGCUUCAUCAGGACACGAUACGAUGCGCUCGAAGAGAUGGUCACUAAUGAGGAAAUGUUCCAUGAAAUCCGCAAAGCUCUCAAGCUCUUCCAUGAUAUUGAGAAGACUCUUACAAAGGCAAUCACAAUCAGAAAAAAUACUGGGGUAUUUGCAGUUGAGGAGCAAAUCACUCAUAUACUCAUGAUCAAAUCGUUUCUGGAAUCGGUGCCGGAGCUUUACAGGGCCCUUCAUCCGGCAAAGAGUGACCUGCUCGUCAAGAUACGGAAUCUAUGCCGUCCCGAGACGACAGUUCCCAUUUUGCUCAGCAUCAGAAAGGUAAUCGAGGCCGACGUUACUUAUAUGAAGUCGCCACUUGACCUACGCAAUCAAAGGGCAUUUGCAGUCAAAUCUGGGAUUAGCGGCAUGUUGGAUGUCGCUCGCCAAACAUACAGAGAACUCACCGAGGUUAUUCAUGCACACUUGGCUGAAGUCAGCGAAGACUAUCGUGUGGCGGCAAGCCUGAAAUUUGACAAUCGGCGCAUGUACUGGUUCCGUAUCCCUACGGCGGACCUUGACAUGGAAUCGAUACCGCCAGAGUUCAUUAAUGUGAUUCCGAAGAAGAACCACAUCGAGUGCCAGACCCUUGAUCUCGUCAAGCUAAAUCAGCGACUUUUAGACACCUCAAAUGAGAUUAUCAUGAGAAGCGACGCUGCCAUUCGUGACCUCGUCAAGGAACUCCGACGCCAAGUAUCGCCUCUAUUUCGAGUGUGUGAGUCGAUUGCUCUCGUGGACAUGAUUUCGUCCUUUGGUCAAGUCACCACCACGCGGGAUUAUGUGAGGCCUGGAAUAGAAGAUACCUUGGCUCUGAAGUCAGCAAGGCAUCCCAUUCUGGACAAGAAAAUGGCGAGCGAUUAUGUGCCAAACGACUACUAUGCGAGUCAGCAUCAUAGAUUUCAUUGUGUCACGGGGUGCAACAUGAGCGGCAAGAGCACAUACAUACGAUCUGUAGCUUUACUUCAGAUCAUGGCUCAGAUCGGAUGCUUCGUCCCAGCAGAAUUCGCAACCUUCCCCAUCAUACACAACAUCUUUGCCCGAAUAUCGGCCCAAGAUAAUAUAGAAGCGAAUCUUUCAAGCUUUGGAGUGGAAAUGAGAGAAAUGGCCUUUAUACUGAAGAACAUAGACAGCAAGAGCCUCGCCAUCAUUGAUGAACUGGGUCGUGGGACAAGCGUCAGAGAUGGUAUGGCAAUUGCAAUGGCCAUUUCCGAGGCGCUGAUUGACACCGGAGCGUCUAUAUGGUUUGCAACCCACUUUGUCGAGCUGGCUCGAAUACUUGCGGAUUGUCCAGGAGUCCUGAAUCUCCAUCUUGCGUCCAAUACCUCGGUCGGUGAAGGGGGAAUACCUCAGCUGACAAUGCUUUAUAAUGCCACCGCAGGUAUUGUUGACGAUGAACACCACUAUGGCAUUGCUCUGGCCCGCGCUAUUGGAAUGCCAGACAGUUUCAUCAAAUGUGCAGAGUAUGUUUCAAACGAUCUGCGGAAGAGGCGAGAGUCGAGCCGGCAGAGCUCCGAGUACUACAAGGAAAUGCAGCGGAACAAACUUGUGCAGAACCUUCAUGAGGCCCUUGAGGAGGCCAAGAAGUCUUCGAAUAAGGAGGCUCUUCCUGGCUAUCUCAAGCGGCUCGAGGAUGAGUUUAUCUUGCGCCUCAAGGAAAUUGACGAGAUGUGA
Molecule: messenger RNA, 2631 nt
Organism: Trichoderma citrinoviride
Lineage: Eukaryota; Fungi; Ascomycota; Sordariomycetes; Hypocreales; Hypocreaceae
Product: DNA mismatch repair protein
Exons: 6
Coding region: 1-2631 (876 amino acids)
Biological process (GO): reciprocal meiotic recombination; mismatch repair
Cellular component (GO): nucleus
Molecular function (GO): mismatched DNA binding; ATP-dependent DNA damage sensor activity; ATP binding
Source: RefSeq, a predicted model, not a curated record